AUGGCAAAACUACUCCAAAUUCUGUGCCUUUUCGCCGCCGUCGCACUUGUCGCCUCCGCGCCAGUCAGAGAUCUUACACUCCGUGAUGUCGAAUUUCAUGGAUCUUCAAUAAGUGAACCGAUCAAAGCCGUUUCCCUCAAGCGUGAUACCGACUACGUUCGAAAUCCCUUGAGCGAUUGGGACACUCCACUUCCUGUCCGCGACGAUGAGGCAAUUGAGCCAGUUCCACAGGCGGAUCUCAAGCACUGA
Messenger RNA from Botrytis deweyae, 249 nucleotides. RefSeq lists its product as uncharacterized. NCBI's taxonomy places the organism in Eukaryota, Fungi, Ascomycota, Leotiomycetes, Helotiales, Sclerotiniaceae. The record is from RefSeq and is a predicted model, not a curated record. Bases 1 to 249 code for a protein of 82 amino acids. The transcript has 2 exons.